Ahaetulla prasina is the source of this 3157-nucleotide messenger RNA. RefSeq names its product olfactomedin 4 (gene OLFM4). NCBI's taxonomy places the organism in Eukaryota, Metazoa, Chordata, Lepidosauria, Squamata, Colubridae. Gene Ontology annotation, biological process: signal transduction. The record is from RefSeq and is a predicted model, not a curated record. The transcript is spliced from 6 exons. The coding region runs from base 9 to 1484 and encodes 491 amino acids.
CCGAGAAGAUGAAGUUCCUUGCAGCUGCCGGACUGCUGGUGCUGCUUGUGCAGUAUGUGAAUGCAGAAAGCCCAUCUACAGCAAUGCCAGAGGAAGUGUAUCCAACGUCAGCGCGGUAUCUACCUCCUGUAUUUCCAGAGCCAAGUGGUCCUGCAGAGCCAUUUGCCAACGUGACCGGCAUCGUCGAUGACCGCGGAAUGUGCCAGUGCUCGGUUUACCUGCCCGAUACGACAUUUCCUGUACAAAAAGUGGAAUACCUUGAAAUUCUGGCUAAGCAGCUCUCUGCAAAAUUUGACAGUGAACUUUCAAAAGUGAGGGAGUACACCAAAUUAAUUGCGCUCUAUGAAGCCAAGGUUCUAAAUUUAACCAUCAAGAUCGAACAUAUGGAGAAGACCAGCGUCUCUUACACGGCGUUGGAUUUCGAAUUGAUCAGACUGGAAAUCGCGGAGAUGGAGAGGCUAAUUGUUCAGCUGAAGGCAUCGCUUACUGGAAGCAACGUGUUGGUGGAGCAGUUGUAUGUCGAGAUUAGGAAUUUGAGCGUCAUGGUGAAUGACCUGGAACUGUUGGAUAAGAAUAACAUCCUUGCAGUUCGCCGGGAAGUCGCCGCUCUGCGGGCUAAGUUGCAAGAAUGCGAACAGGAUCGAAACAAGACCGUCCAACAUCCCUACUUCCCACCUGGAAACUGUGGCCAUGGCCCAAUUACGAACAUCAGCCAACCGUACAUCAUCCAGCUGAAUUGGAGAGGGUUUUCGUACAAAUAUGGAGCCUGGGGAAGAUAUUCCUCCCCACUUAACCCCGGAAAAGAGAUGUACUGGGUCGCGCCUCUAAACACCGAAGGAAGAUACCUGGAAUAUUAUCGACUCCACAAUUCCUACGACGAUUUGUUGCUCUUCAAAUACUCCAGUCAAUAUCAAAUUCAGUACGGCGAAGGCAGCGGAACAGUCGUGCAUAAUAAUUUUAUGUACUAUAAUGUAUAUGCCUCGAGAGAUAUGGGUAAGAUAGAUUUGGCCACCAAUAAGCUGGUGUUGAGGAAGGCUCUUCCAGGUGCCGUUUAUAACAAUCGGUUCUCCUACGCAGGGGUAGCUUGGCAAGACAUAGAUUUUGCCGUGGAUGAGAAUGGGUUGUGGGUGAUUUAUUCCACGGAAGCCAGUCAAGGUAACAUUGUCGUUAGCAAGAUUAACGAAACGACUCUGGAUGUCCUCAACACCUGGCAAACGAAGCAAUACAGGCCCGCGGUCUCUAAUGCUUUUAUUAUAUGUGGGGUGCUCUAUGCUACCAGGCCUCUCAACACUAGGAAAGAAGAGAUAUUCUACUCCUUUGAUAUCAGCUCCGGGAAAGAAGAGAGACUAAGCGUCAUUGUAGAUAAAGUGCUGGAAACCAUUCAGAGCAUCAACUACAGCCCUCUCGAUCGGAGGCUGUACAUCUACAAUGAUGGUUACCUGGUUCGCUACGAGUUAAACUUCGCGCCCCCUCCGCUAGCGUAAUUUUCACUCGCCUCACUCGCCAAAUACUCAAAAAUAUUGACAAAUCCAAGGACCGAGGGGAACAAAAAUUGGAUCCAUUUGCAAAUCAUCAUCAAGCCAAAACCAAGGGAGGGGAUGUGGUGGCCCUAGGGGUGGAGUUCUCGCCUCACAAUCAGGGGGCGGUGAGUUUGAUCCUAGGUAGAGGCAGAUAUUUCUCUCUCUCUGGGCACACUGAGAAUUUAUCUGCUGAACAAAACUCCGCACUGGCGACAGGAAGGGCAUCUGGCCAUUAAAACACUUUGCUAGUUCCAUUCAGUUGCCCAGACUCAACCCCGCAAGGGAUUAUGGGGUCGUUAAAUGAUGCUGAUGAUGAUUAAGCAUAGCAAGGAAAAUUUGGUGAUCACUUCAUUAAAAAUAUUUUGUGUUAAAAAAAAUCCAAAAACAGGGCUUGGGUAGAGUAGAGGUGAUAUAAUCCAGGGGUCUCGAACCUUAGUAACUUUAAGGCUUGUGGACUUCAACUCCCAGAGUUCCUCAGCCAGCAAAGCUCUGGGAGUUGAAGUCCACAAACCUUAAAGUUACUAAGGUUCGAGACCCCUGAUAUAAUCAUCAUAUCAGGAGGCAGUUGAAAAAAAUUGUGUUCCCCCCUCCCACAAUUGUGUGUUUUUAACGAUGAUUAUACGCUUCUGUUUUCUGAAAGAUAAACAAUCCAAAUUUAUCUAUUUUUGGGCCAAAUUUGUCACAGGUUUUUGAUGAGAACUGUUUUUGUGAAAAACAGGGUUAGGGGUUUCUUUUAUAUCCAACCCGACAGACCUAACCGGUUUCAGAUCCUAAUUUUGUUGAUCUUCGUUCUUCGAUUAUGUUUUUUAAUGCCACAAAGUGUUAUGCAAACACAUAAUAGUUUGAUUACUUUAUGGUCCAGUGUGUGGUGUGAACCUAAUGAAAAAAAGAUUAAACAAGCUUCAGCAUGUUGGGUUAACAUUUUAACCCCAAUAUUGCAUAUUUUGGGUAGAUAGGACCAUCCAUUUUAGUAGUCUUUGCAUCACGUAAAAGAACUGACCAGUUUCAUUUAAAAAAAAAAAAGCAGUACAGGUAGUUCUCCACUUACAACCCUAAUUUUAGUGCAGAAUUUCUGUUGUUAAGUGAGACAUUUGUUCAGUGCGUUUUACCCCAUUUUGAGACGUUUCCUGCCACAGUUAUUAAGGGAAUCACGGCAGUUGAUAAGUCAGUCACACGGUUGUUAAGUGUCUCCCCCUUGACUUUGCUUGUCAAAAGGUCGCAAAAGGGGAUGCCAUUGCAACCGUCAUAACUAUGAAACCAGUUGCCAAGCAUCUGGAUUUUGCUCAUAAGACCAUGCUUAUGGUCUUCAAUGGACGUAAGUGUGAAGGAACGGUCAUAUGUCCCUUUUUUUCAGUGCCGUCGUAACUCUGCUCGCUAAAUGAACUGUACUUAAAUUAGGAUAAUUGCCUUGAGUGGCGUCUGUAAGCUGGGGAUCAAAAAAAUUAAGAUGGCAGCAUGAAGAGGCGUGGCUUCGAUCAUGCUGCCAUGGCAACCAUUUUGAACCCGAUGCAUGUUGUAUUAGCAUCUAUCUGUCUAGAUCCACCAAUUUUCGGCAAUUGUGUAUAUUUACUAAUGCAAGAAAUGUAAUGUUUUUUUUUGGAGGGGGGGACUUCAAUAAAAAUAAAAACAAUGCUUUA